GUUUGAGUGAUUGUGUUAGAGAACAGCUGACUAAGUCUUUCGAGGUUUGGCUACCUGGGACAUUGACCGAAGAAAGAUCAUGUCCGAAAGCGGUCAAAACCUCGAGAACUCGCACCAAGCCAGUUUCCAUUCGUGCGACUCCUCUCAAAAGGAAACAGCCGCGCUAAUGGGACGUUGUAUGAAUAAGUGUAAAGGAGAAAUCCCUAUCGGUGAAAAGGCCAUAUGUCCAUUGAACGCAAAGCAUGAAAGUUUUGCUGAAGAAGUGGACCAUAAAGAAUCUCUAAAUCCCUUUCAGUCAGAAAGUUGUAAAAUGCAGCGAGAAAAGGGUGAUACUGAUGGGAAAACUCAGAAAAACCAAGUAUUUGAAAGUUUUUCGUCGGCAACUUCCCUCAAGUGUACGUCAUGCGAAGCAACCGAGACCGGAUGCGAGAGUGGGCUAGAAGUAGUAGGCGGCAUACGAAAUUACAAUUCUUUCGCUAGCGAAGCAGAUGAAAGUGGAAAAAAUUCCCACAAUGAUCCAGAAAUAGAGUCAAACGGGAAUGACCAACAACCAGAGAAAAGACUGAACGAAGACUGUUUGAGUAUGAGUGAACAAACUGUAGUAUCAUCCGAAGAGGGAUUGAACUCGAUCGACGGCAGGAAAUCAAUUGAACAGCGAUCACCACAAUCAGAAAGUGAGACACUUGUCCCUGAAACUAAUGGUUGUUUGGGAAACGGUGAAAGGAUCCCUAAAGAAGAGCGAUUUGACUAUACAAAAUACAUACCGAGUGAAGACCUUAAAGAGGAUUUUCUUAAGUCGAUUGGCAAACCUUCAAAUGGCCAGGUGUACGAUACCAAAUGCCAAUUCACAAGUUAUCCAUUUGCCUUACAACAGUGGCCUCUAGAGUACCAAUUUGCUCCUCAGUUUCAAAACCCCAAUGGCUACCAGUCCACUGGAGUACCACAAACUUUUUUGUCCUUCUCCAACAUGUACAAUAUGAUUCCUGCAGUAUCAACAGGUCAGGCUUCGUUCACAUGCUCAUAUGGGUUUCAUGACCAAACUGGUGGACCAGGGUCCCUACAGUCACCAGGUCAGGGGUAUGACUAUUGUGUUUAUCCAGCAGCCAGGCCCAGCUAUUAUCGAUCCCUCUCCAGACGCAGAAAUUUCAACAAUUCAUUUCGUCACAGCAAUCACAAAAACCAUGACUCCAAUAAUUAUGAAAUCCACACUGAGAACUUAUUGAAUAAUUUCAACCAACCAGAGAUUAGCUUGGGAGAAGGCCAUCAUCUGAACAAGGUCAGUAAAAAAGAUGUCCACUUCGAGGAGAACCCUAUUGAAGAUGGUGAUAUCCAAGAACAUUUUGUAGAUAUUGGUGAAGUCCCUGCCAAACAGGAGUCAGAAGUUUCUGGAGGUAGCAGGUCGGUGAAUCUUCAUUCCUCCCAGGAUGACUUAAAGAAAAGUGAGAUUGAAAAACAGAUUCGGAAGAUUAAAAAGAAACUGGCAGAAAUUAGUGGCUUAGAGGAGAAGUACUGCAAAGGGGCAAAAUUAGAUUGCGAUCAACUGAAGAAAUUGUCAAGGAAGAGUGAGUUUGAAGAUCAAUUGCAAUCACUCAACUUAUCAUAGCAUUAUGGAUUUAGGAUCACCAAAUAGUGACUUUGAUGAAAGUUGAGCUCUAAGCCCUGAACAUUAAAAUCAAGAAGAAAAAUUGCCAAUCAGAUUUUGAGAGUGAAGGAGUUACUUGAAGUGGUUUAUAAGACCUAACAGUUUAGAGAGCAAAAAGUAUAGGAGAUUCCUUUCCAGUCAUCACAAAAUACAGAUUUUGAUUCACAAGUUAAAACCAACAUCUAAAGUUGAAAGGUAUUGCUAAGGUGUGGUGACUAGAUUUAGACUCAGACAAUGUGAGAAUUAUAAAUUGUAUGUGAUUACAAGAGAUACCUGCUCUUCUUCUCUUAUGCCUUGGAAAAUUCAUGUAGAUGAUGAUGAUCAAAAGAUCAAAAGAUGUGUUUUUAUGUCUUUCAUGUCUCCAUCCAGCUGUUCUUUGCACUUCCCAAAGUUUUGGUUGUUUUUGAAGGUUUAAGCAAAAGUUUGAUAGAAAAAACCUUAAAUUUGCACAAUUUUCAUGUUCUUCACUUUAAAUAGUAAUUUGAAGGUCUUAUAUUUGAAUUUUAAUCCUGCAGUUGAAUAUCUUCAAUCAAUGUAUUUACUGUGGAAAAGUUUUGGACAAAUUUAUGUACUGGUAGUUUCUGCAACUAACAAAGGAUAAAUCAAGUUUGUUGCAUCAUGAUAGCUUUCACUGAAAUUAUGGUAAUAUAGGUAGUUUUCAAAAACUUUCUCUGAUAUAGCUCCAUCUUUUGAGCCUAGGGAUAAGUACUGGCCUUUGGCAGUGGUAAA
Pocillopora verrucosa is the source of this 2371-nucleotide messenger RNA. Lineage: Eukaryota; Metazoa; Cnidaria; Anthozoa; Scleractinia; Pocilloporidae. The record is from RefSeq and is a predicted model, not a curated record.